AGCCGCCAUGAAGGGAGUGUUUGACAUUUUGGGUGUAUACGAAUCCAUUCAAGAAGAUUGAAGCAAAACCAUCAACACUAGAAAAGCAGGGCAAAAUAUAAAACCCAGAAAUGGAAGAAGGAAAAGGAAGAGUUUGUGUAACAGGAGGCUCAGGAUUCGUUGGCUCAUGGAUCGUCAAGAGACUACUUGAGGAUGGUUACACUGUUCAUACCACUGUUAGACCUGAUCCAGAUGCCAAGGGGGAUUUGAGCUUCCUCACAAAUCUUCCAGGAGCAUCUGAAAAGUUAAAAAUUUUCAGUGCUGAUCUGAGCGACCCAGAGAGUUUCAAUGAAGCAAUUGAAGGGUGUUUUGGGGUGCUCCACACUGCCACUCCAUUUGACGUAGAAUUGAACGAAGCAGAGGAAGUGGUGACCCAAAGAAGCAUUGAUGGAGCAUUAGGGAUUCUGAAAGCAUGUCUGAAUUCAAAGACAGUGAAGAGGGUUGUGUACACUUCCAGUGCUUCUGCUGUUUAUCGGCAGCAGAAAGAAGAUGAUGUGAUGGAUGAGAGUUUUUGGAGUGAUGAAAAUCUUCUCAGAGAUUCGAAGCCCUUUGCUUGGGCGUAUUCAAUUUCUAAGACAUUGACAGAGAAAGCAGUUCUUGAAUUUGGAGAAAAGCAUGGCUUGGAUGUUGUCACUCUCAUUCCUACUUUUGUUCUUGGACCCUUCAUCUGUCCCAGACUCCCUAGCUCAGUUUAUGUCACUCUCUCUUUCUUAUUUGGUAAGAAGAAUCCAUUUGGUGCCUCUCGUAUUCAUAUGGUACAUGUUGAUGAUAUUGCGCGAGCACAUAUCUUCCUUCUUCAUCAUCCUAAUCCAAAAGGGAGGUAUAAUUGCUCACCAUUCAUUGCAGAUGUUGAAGAAAUAGCAGAACUUCUUUCAGCCAAAUACCCGAAUUUUCAAAUAUCAGUAGACGAGGUGAAGAAAUUUCAUGAUGUCAAGCUUCCACAUUUAAUCUCCAAGAAACUUAUGGAUGCUGGAUUUGAGUUUAAGUAUAGCAUGGAGCAAAUGUUUGUAGAUGCAAUUGAAUGUUGCAAGCAAAAUGGUUAUCUAUGAACCACGACUAAUAAAUAUGCAUCAACUUAUAUUUAUGAAUUACAAUAAAUACUAUUUCUAUAA
Molecule: messenger RNA, 1151 nt
Organism: Vigna radiata var. radiata (mung bean)
Lineage: Eukaryota; Viridiplantae; Streptophyta; Magnoliopsida; Fabales; Fabaceae
Product: vestitone reductase
Exons: 4
Coding region: 111-1088 (325 amino acids)
Molecular function (GO): oxidoreductase activity, acting on the CH-OH group of donors, NAD or NADP as acceptor
Source: RefSeq, a predicted model, not a curated record